Camellia sinensis is the source of this 3791-nucleotide messenger RNA. Its product is annotated as TMV resistance protein N. Gene Ontology annotation, biological process: defense response; signal transduction. NCBI's taxonomy places the organism in Eukaryota, Viridiplantae, Streptophyta, Magnoliopsida, Ericales, Theaceae. Gene Ontology annotation, molecular function: ADP binding. The record is from RefSeq and is a predicted model, not a curated record.
AUCUUAACUUCAUUCUUUCGUUGCAUCCACUCCACAGAUCCUUCAAAACCCCAUCAGAUGGAGGAGCUUGCAAUUUGCAAAUAACUCUUUCUUACCUUCGGCCGAAUCACUAUUCACUCACACUGUAUUGCAGCCUACAAUUGAUUUUGAUCUCUGAUCUUGGUUUGAUCAUCCAUGGCUUCUAAAAGAACCUCAGAUCAUUCUUCUUGUUUUGCUUCUUCAUCAUCUGCGACACAACCUCGCUGGAGCUAUGACGUGUUCUUGAGUUUCAGAGGUGAAGAUACCCGCAAAAACUUUACCGAUCAUCUCUACGAGGCCUUGGUUCAAGCUGGAAUUCACACCUUGAGGGAUGAUGAUGAACUUCCAAGAGGACGUGAAAUUUCUUCGGAGCUUCUCAAAUCAAUUGAAGGAUCCAGGAUCUCCAUCGUUGUUUUCUCAAGAAACUAUGCUUCUUCGAGAUGGUGCCUGGAUGAGCUCGUGAAGAUCAUUGAAUGCAAGAAAACAAUUGGGCAAUUAGUUCUCCCAAUAUUCUACGAUGUUGAUCCGUCCCACGUACGCCACCAAACAGGGUAUUUUGGAGAAGCAUUUGGAAGACAUGAAAAGCGUUUUGCGGAUGAGAUGGAGAAGGUGGAGGUGAGGAGAGCUGCCCUCUCUGAAGCUGCUAAUUUAUCAGGCUGGGAUUUGCAAAAUGUUGAUAAUGGGCAUGAAGCAAAGUUCAUCCGAAAAAUUGUUAAAGAGGUUUUAUGUGAACUGAAACAUACAAUCCUAAAUGUUGCUGUGCACCCAGUUGGAAUAGAUUCUCAUGUUAAACACAUAAAGUCGUUGUUGAGCACUAGAUCAGAUGAUGUUUGCAUGAUUGGGAUAUACGGCUUGGGUGGAAUAGGCAAAACAACCAUUGCAAAAGCUGUGUAUAACCAUAUUUUCCUCCAAUUUGAAGGGAGUUGUUUUCUUGCAAAUGUUAGAGAAGUUGCAGGACAACUCAAUGGCCUAGUUCAAUUGCAAGAACAACUUCUUUUUGAAUUAUUAGGGAUAGAGAAUCUAAAGAUUGGCAGUAUUGGCAGAGGAAUUAAUUUGAUGAAAGAAAGGCUCCAUUCUAAAAAGGUUCUCAUUGUUCUUGAUGAUGUGGAUCAAUUAAGUCAAUUAAAUACCUUGGCAGGCCACCGUGAAUGGUUUGGUGGAGGUAGUAGAAUCAUCAUAACAACUAGAGAUGAGCACUUGUUGAACGGACCAAAAGUUGAUGAAAGAUACAUGGCUAAGGAAUUGAAUCAUGAAGAGUCUUUGCAGCUUUUCAGUUGGCAUGCCUUUGGCAAAAUCAAUCCAUCAGAAAAUUGUGCAGAUCUUGCAAAUGAUAUAGUACGUUAUGCUAGUGGGCUGCCACUCGCUCUUGAAGUUUUGGGUUCUUAUUUGUUUGGAAGAAACAUGGUAGAAUGGAAAAGUGCAUUUGAUAAGUUACAACAAAUUCCUCAUGAGAAAAUUCAGGAAAAACUUAGGAUAAGUUUUGACGCACUAGAUGAUGACAACAUAAAGGAUAUCUUCCUUGAUAUUGCAUGCUUUUUCAUUGGAAUGGAUAGAGACUAUGUCAUUACUAUAUUGAAUGGUUGUGGUUUCUUCGCAGAAAUUGGAAUUAGUGUUUUGAUUAGUAGAUGUUUACUGAGAAUUAAUAAAAAAAAUAAGCUGAUGAUGCAUGAUCUACUUCGGGAUAUGGGGAGGGAAAUUAUUCGUGAAAAAUAUCCAAAGGAGCUUGAAAAGCGCAGUAGAUUGUGGUUUCAUGAAGAUGUAUGCUAUGUACUUGAAAAAAACAAGGGAACAGAAGCAGUUGAAGGUGUGAUUCUAUCCCUACCCAUGUUAAAGAAGAUACAAUGGAGUAAUAAAGCAUUUGUUGGGAUGCAUAAGCUAAGACUGCUUCAAAUAAAUCAUGUGCACCUCAGUGGAAAUUUUGAACAUUUAUUUGAAGAGUUAAGGUGGCUCUGCUGGCGUAACUGCCCAAUGGAGUAUUUACCAUCCAAUUUUCAUCCAGAGAAACUUGUUGCUUUAGACAUGCAAUUCAGCAGAUUUAAAACACUUCGGACAGAUGGCAAGUUCAAGAGCUUGAAAAUUCUAAAUCUUAGUAAUUCCAAAUCCCUAACAAAGAGCCCUAUCUUUUGCGCACUAUCGAUGCUCGAGGAAUUACUGCUUGAAAGUUGUACAAGUUUAAUGGAGCUACAUGAAUCAAUCGAACUUCUAGAUAAACUUGUUCACCUGAAUUUGAAAGAUUGCAUGAACCUCAGGUAUCUUCCAGGCAGUAUCUGCAAGUUGAAGUCUGUUAAAUAUCUAAAUCUCACUGGUUGUGCAAAACUAGAGGAGUUUCCAGAGCACUUGGGACAUAUGGAAAGCUUAACAGAACUUCUUGCAAAUGGAACAGCCAUUAAACAACUACCUUUCUCUAUUGGACUACUCAAGAAUCUUAGGAUGUUAUUGUUGAAGGGAUGUAAUAGGCAAUUGACAACUAAAUCCUGGUUUUCUCUCAUUUCAUCCUGGGUUUUACCGAGAAAAAAUGCCGACUCCAUAAGAUUUUUACCAUCCUCUGUUUCAGGUUUGUGUUCCUUAACAAAGCUAGAUCUGAGUGAUCGCAAUCUGUCUGAAGGAGAUUUUCCAGCUGAUCUUAGGAGUUUAUCCUCAUUGCGAGUGUUGGAUUUAGGCGGAAACAAUUUUUGUAGGCUACCAUAUGGCUUCAGUAAUCUAUCCAAGCUAGAAGACCUUCAGUUGAAUAACUGCACGAGUCUUCAAUCUAUCUCAGAUCUUCCUCCUAAUUUAUUGCAAAUAAGGGCUUAUGGUUGUGCAUCACUUGAAAAAAUAUCCGAUCUAUCAAAACUGAAGACUCUAAAAAUGUUAUUGAGUAGUAGCCACCGACUUCGCCCUGGGCAUAGUCUCUCAAAUUAUAGUCAUGAUGGAAUGGAAGAACCUCACUGUUUUGAAGGUGCACGAAUCAUUCCCUUGGACAAACUCAACAAUUUACAAAAUCCCCUUCAGCAUCUUUCUAGUAAGAGCUACUUCUGCGACUAUUUCUUUAUCGCUGGCGGCAUUGAUUAUUUUAGCUAUAUAACAAGGUCUUCUUCGAUAUCCUUAGAAGUGCCAGUAGUGCGAGGGGAAGAUGACUACGUUUUAGGAUUCAAUGUGGGAGUUGUUUAUUACAGAAUUGGGAAUGAAGAAAGUUGCUCCAUGGAAUUAGAUGAUUAUCCAUAUGUCAUUAUUACUGAUAAAAGUAAUGGCAUCGAUUUUACUUAUACCCCAACCUUUUUUGGCAUCCCUAAAAGUUGUGGAGAUUAUGUUUGGGGAAGCCAUAUAAUAGUUGAAGAAUAUUUUGGAUAUAGAAUUAAAGGUGGUGAGCAAUUCGAAAUUUCUUUUGUUAUGUCGUCACGUUUUAAAACGAAGAAGUGUGCGUCGGAUCUGAUUGUUGUCAGUCACAACGGAGGCAGAGGCAGAGGCAGAGACACGGCCAUCACCUUCUAUGGAUUGAGUGGCUACUGGAGACUGGAGCCCUCAUACAUGACGGAGGAUGAUGAUGAAAAUUGUCACCAAAACAUCAACUGUAAUGGGCCAUCUCACAUUUUCUUUUGAAUGAAUAUGAAUAAAUCACAAAUUUAUUUGCUUGAAAUUUCUUAUAAUUUUUAAAUUACAAAUAUUCCAUUGUGGGAUUUAGUUUCUCCAUUGGAGAGAUGUUCAAUCUGAGAUAUUGUUUGGCUUGUAAGUCCACAACCGGUUCACUUUGGUGAUUGAGUUAUUUUGUAAGAGUUAAUUAUUUAAAAGUCUUA